AUGCAGACCUCGAUGGGAGAGAAGGCACACCUGCCCUGCAAUGUGACCCCACCCUCGGAGGACGACUCCAUAACACUAGUGCUGUGGUAUAGAAGCGAUGUGAAGAUACUGCCCGUCUAUACGGUGGACAUCCGUCACAAUCGAGACAAAGCCAAACACUUGACGCACGAAGUGUUGGCCGAUCGCGCCUUCUUUAACCUGUCCGUCCGACCGGCCAUUCUUACAUUGGACCCCAUCCUGGAGACCGAUGGCGCGGAGUACCGGUGCCGAGUAGACUUCCGAUGGGGUCGUACUCUCACUUCUGUUAUUAAUCUUAGUGUUAUUGUGCCUCCGAAAAAAUUAUACAUAACUGAUAGCAAGAAUCAACAGAUAUCUGGACUCAUCGGACCAGUUGAAGAGGGAUCUGAUGUCCGUAUUAGUUGUGUAGUGGAAGGGGGCCGUCCGCCCCCGAGUGUGCACUGGUAUCGCGAUAAUGGGCUGAUCGAUGCCUCGGCCACCGCUGGCCGUCCGCCCCCGAGUGUGCACUGGUAUCGCGAUAAUGGGCUGAUCGAUGCCUCGGCCACCGCUGGUGACGGAUCUCUUGUUAGGAAUGAACUUCUCAUCGAAAAUAUUCGCCGAAAUGAUUUGAACUCAAUUUACAGCUGUAAUGCAAUUAAUAACAACUUCAGUCAGACGUCUAUUUCGACAUUUGUCACACCUCCCGCCCAACUGACGUGGCUUAAGGACAAUAGAUUGCUCUCAAAGACCAGAGAGACGUUUACAGACGAGGGAAACGUGACCACCAGUGUCUUAGAGUUUGUUCCCAGCGCUGAAGACCACGGCUCGUACCUUAACUGUCGGGCGGAGAACCUCCGGUUAGCCAACAGUUCCAUCGAUGAUCAGUGGCUUCUCAACAUAUUCUUCCAACCCAAAGUGAACUUAUCGAUGAAAACGAGUGCAGCCAAAGGACUGGUAGUCGUUGGCAGCCAGCUAUUCAUGGAAUGCCAAAUUUCCGCUAAUCCCAGUGUAGUUGAGGUCAAAUGGCUUUUCAAUGGAAAGCCUCUCAAACAAGACAUCGAAAGAGAGCUCUUCAUAAGGAAUUCAAGUCUUGAAAUCCGAAGCGCUAGACGUGAAGAUCAAGGACUGUAUCGAUGCUAUGCCUCUAAUUUAGAGGGAAAGACAGACAGUAAUGAGUUACGGCUCGACAUCCACUUUUCGCCAAUUUGUAAGCAGUCUGAGGGCAACAAUAGUAUAGGCGCUGCCGUUGGAGAGACCAUUGAGUUGGAGUGUGCGGUCGAGGCAUCACCUGUUUCUGUCACAUUUGACUGGACGGUCAACCGAUUCCUACUCCACAAUCACAUCCAGCGCUCAAAUCAGGGCCUCACCAGUCGAUUGGCAUACAAAGUGCACAAUAAAGACGAUUUCGGAACCAUUGAGUGCAGCGCCAAGAAUGCCAUUGGAUUACAAAGACAGCCCUGUCUUUUCCAUAUUGUAGCCGCAGGUCUGUCUAUGCCUACCAUUCCCCGCUAUUCCCUACCAUUCAAUGUAUCGCUCAAAUGUCAGGCCUAUUAUCUGCAGACGAGUCACUCUAACAAAACUGACGCCUCGUUUCUGGUUGAGUGUACCGCUGGUUAUGACGGAGGACUCAAUCAGACCUUUCAUUUGGAUAUCUUUGACGACUCGGAGCGCAAGAGAUUACUGACUCAGUUGACCAAUAAAUUGAAGCCAAUAUUCGCAGCCGUCCGCCCCCGAGUGUGCACUGGUAUCGCGAUAAUGGGCUGA
Messenger RNA from Oppiella nova, 1761 nucleotides. Lineage: Eukaryota; Metazoa; Arthropoda; Arachnida; Sarcoptiformes; Oppiidae. The record is from the annotation of a GenBank genome assembly.